GUCUAUCGAACCACGCAGAGAAGAAGGAUCAAACUUCAAAGAAGAAGUAAAAAUCCCCAGGUUGUAAGGGGGCGUUGAUUCUUCCGGCAGUCUAAAGUCCAAACUCAUCAAUCUCAUUCAUAGUUGAGAAACGAGCCAAAGAUGGUGUCACUGAAAGACAUAGUGCCAGCUGCAGAGAACAACAUUGACACAAGGUUCAUACUUUUGGACAAAGGCAGCAACACAAUAGAAGGCCAGAACAAGACAUGCUUGGCGCUUGUGGCCGACGAGACUGCCGCAGUUCACUUCCAGCUGUGGGGAGAUGAGUGCGAUGCAUUUGAGCCCAGCGACAUCAUUCAGUUGUACAAUGGCAUCUUCUCUUACAACAGGGGCACUCUUGUGCUGAGGGCUGGCAAGAGAGGGAGAGUGGAGAAGGUUGGAGAGUUUACCAUGCUUUUCGUUGAGACGCCCAAUAUGAGUGAGAUUCGCUGGGUUCCUGAUCCCAAUAACUCGAAGAAGUUCAUUCAGGAUGCUGUGAUUUCGCCUCAUUCACGCAUCUUUCCACCGAAAUACUAAUUUUUCGAGUCUAUUGAUCUGACCUGAGGAAGAUCGUGUGUUCUUGUUCUUGAAAGGCA
Fragaria vesca subsp. vesca is the source of this 614-nucleotide messenger RNA. RefSeq names its product SOSS complex subunit B homolog. The coding region runs from base 142 to 555 and encodes 137 amino acids. NCBI's taxonomy places the organism in Eukaryota, Viridiplantae, Streptophyta, Magnoliopsida, Rosales, Rosaceae. The transcript has 3 exons. Gene Ontology annotation, molecular function: DNA binding. The record is from RefSeq and is a predicted model, not a curated record. Gene Ontology annotation, biological process: double-strand break repair via homologous recombination; mitotic cell cycle checkpoint signaling; response to ionizing radiation. Gene Ontology annotation, cellular component: SOSS complex.